Naegleria fowleri is the source of this 558-nucleotide messenger RNA. RefSeq lists its product as uncharacterized. The record is from RefSeq and is a predicted model, not a curated record. Bases 1 to 558 code for a protein of 185 amino acids. Lineage: Eukaryota; Heterolobosea; Eutetramitea; Acrasida; Naegleriidae. The transcript has a single exon.
AUGCCCAAUAAUGAACAUCGUCCUUGUUUUGGAUUUGAAGAAGUCCUCAGGGAAUAUCGAAGAAUUACUCCACAUUUGAAAUUAAGUGGACCAACGAAUUUUGCUCCUCUCAUAGAAAAAGCAAUUGAAACUGUGAUGGAAAGUGGAAGAGGUCAAUAUCAUAUUUUAAUUAUUAUCGCAGAUGGUUUGGUUGUGAAUGAAAAAGAGACACGAGAUGCCAUUGUAAAGGCAAGUGAAUACCCAUUGUCCAUUGUCAUGGUUGGUGUGGGUGAUGGUCCAUUUGAUACCAUGCAUGAUUAUGACGAUAACUUACCUGAGAGAAAGUUUGAUAAUUUCCAAUUCGUGCAUUGGGACGAAAUUGCCAAGCUGGCUCGUGAAAAGCGAAAAUCAGUAGAUGCCACUUUUGCGUUGCAUGCUUUAAUGGAAAUUCCACAACAAUAUAAUGCUAUCAAGAAACUUGGUCUUAUUGGAAAGAAGAGUCCAACCUAUAAUCCAAAUUUUCAACCAAAUGUGACACCGAAUUUUGAGCCUUACUAUCCAAAACAACAUUCUUACUAA